AUGGAGCCGAUAUCCAAGACACAAAACACCAUUCACGACGAUUCCAAAUCAAUGGGGAGGCGAUUUGUCGAUCUUGCCAAGUUUCUAUCAACUCUCAAAAGUGAUCUUGAUCUCGCAAAUGUCACAGCUCCGCCAUUCUUUCUAGCCCCUGCUUCAGUCGUUGAAAACCCCGGCAGCUGGGCAAAACGACCUUGUCUCUUCACCGCGCCAACAAAAGAGCAAGAUCCGGCGAAACGAAGUCUAGCCGUGCUACAACUGUUUCUUGCGGGUCUGAGGAGUCAGCUGUACGUCGCCGGUGCCCCGAAUGUCAGCAUCAAGAAGCCGCUGAAUGCUUUCCUCGGUGAACUCUUCCUUGCGUCGUGGAGUGAGGAGGAUAGCAAUACGGAACUGGUGGUUGAGCAGGUCAGCCACCAUCCUCCGAUCACAGCGAUGCAUAUCGCAAGCAAAGAGCACAGGAUUAGGGCAGAUGGUUACGGAAGAGUGGAAAUGACUUUCAAUGGAAAUAUCAACAUUCGACAAAUAGGGCACGCCAUUAUCCACCUCGACAAAUUCAACGAGGACUACCUGGUGCCACUAACAGAUGUCACCGUCCGGGGCUUCCUGUCUGCGUGUCUGUAUCCAGAGAUCGUCGGCACUUAUACCAUUGUUUCAAGCUCGGGAUACGUGUCAGAGAUUGAUUUUUCAGGAGCAGGCUUGUUCAGAGGAAAGCGAAACUUUUUCGAGGCGCGCAUAUAUCACAAAGAUACACCAAAAAAGACCUACUAUAAGCUCUCAGGAGUGUGGAGCGAGGGAUGGAAGAUCACUGACAGCAAAGGAAAGUUGGUGGAAACAUACAGCAUUGAUGCGGAGAACUUGUCUGCACAGAUGCAAAUCGACCCAGUUGAAAAGCAAAACCCGCGGGAAUCAAGAAGGGCAUGGGAAAAUGUCAUUUCGUCCCUUGAGCAAGGAAACUAUCGGGAUGCAUCGGCAGCGAAACACGAAGUGGAGGAGUGUCAACGGCAGAAGAGGAGGGACGAAAAGGCCCAAGGGAAAACGUGGGAACCGAGUCUCUUCAAGAGUAUGCCAGGAGAUGAGCAUAAGGCGUUCCAUCGCCUGGCCAAAGGAACUAAGUGGGAGUUGCAAGACUCGGAAACGAAAGGAGUGUGGAGGCUUGAUGAUGCAAGCUUAGAUCUGAUGCGGAGUGGGGAGGUCAACGUUUGA
Molecule: messenger RNA, 1200 nt
Organism: Fusarium sp. VM40
Lineage: Eukaryota; Fungi; Ascomycota; Sordariomycetes; Hypocreales; Nectriaceae
Source: the annotation of a GenBank genome assembly